Cynoglossus semilaevis (tongue sole) is the source of this 2051-nucleotide messenger RNA. Its product is annotated as leucine-rich repeat-containing protein 34-like. NCBI's taxonomy places the organism in Eukaryota, Metazoa, Chordata, Actinopteri, Pleuronectiformes, Cynoglossidae. Bases 229 to 1410 code for a protein of 393 amino acids. The record is from RefSeq and is a predicted model, not a curated record. Gene Ontology annotation, molecular function: protein binding. The transcript has a single exon.
CCCACGGCCAAUCUCUUCUGUAUUCAGCAUGAGAGAAAAGCAAAACACCAAGAGAGAAGACCAGCAGAAAGGGAAAAGCUUUUAAGGCUCAGUGUAAUAAAACACUCCUCUCUCACCGCCAGCCUGCUCUGUAUUCAGCAUGUAUUCAGUCAGAGCUAAGAAAAAGAAGUGAGAAGCAGUGAUGCAACGUUUCAAACGCCAGCUGCUCUAAAUGACUAACCAGGAAUAAUGUCCCAGUUUUACAACACGUACUGUAAAGAAAAUGGCAUCGAGGUGAACACACACCUCUUAGAGGUUUUAGAGGACGCUAAGGGAACAGAGAACGUCACAUUAGAGGCGACAGGGGUCCGCCAUUUAGAAUGUGUGCAGAGACUCAACGACGUCGACCUCUUUGCACUCUGCAAGUGUCUGCAGAGUGCACUGAGAGUAACGGAGCUGGACCUGAAGUACAACAACAUCACCGAUCAAGGAGCCCUGUAUCUGGCUGAACUCCUGCAGCAGGAGAACCCACCUCUGCGCUCUCUGGACCUGAUGUUCAACGACAUCCUGGCAGACGGCGGUGAGGUGAUCAGCAGGAGUCUACACUCAAACCGCAGCCUGCUCUAUCUCAGCCUCUCAGGGAACAAGAUUGGGAACAGAGGAGGGAUGCAGGUGGCCCGGAUGCUGCAGGCCAACAACACCCUGCAGGAGUUGGACGUGGCCGACUGCGACCUGGCCACUCAGUGCGUCAUAGCCAUCAUCAUUGCCGUGAAGAACAGUAAGACCAUUCGCUGUGUUGACCUCAGCCGACCUCUGCUCUUCAGCCAACAGGAGGAGUGGGCGGUCCACUGUUGCGACAUGCUGGCCGUCAACAGCAGUCUGGUGGAGCUCCACCUGGGGAAGAUGGGCAUGUCUGACACCGGGAUGCAGAGGAUUACCGAAGGCCUCAGGCGGAACCACACCCUGCGCUAUUUGGACGUGCGGUGCAACCGCAUUACACGCGACGGCGUGCGCCACCUUGCUAAUGUGCUGAUGGAGAACCCGAGCCUAGAAGUCAUAGACUUGUCAUCCAAUCGAAUCGAAAAUGAGGGUACCAUGUACCUGAGUGAAGCCAUUGCCAAGUCGGGCUCCAGCCUGAAGGAGCUGGCUAUCAACAGGAACAAUGUCAACACCAGUGGCCUGCUCGCUCUCUCCCAGGCAAUAAAAGCAAAUACAACACUCACACACAUCUACGUUUGGGGAAACUUCAUGGCGGAGCCAGUGUGCAAGGCCUUCAAAGAUCUGCUUACCAAUGGACGCCUGCUGUCACAGAAUACGGACCUGACUGCGUAUGAGGUGGACGGCCGGGUGUUUCUCGCUGAGGUCAACCACUAUUUGAGGAAACGUUACAACAGGACAGAUGGUUCUGAUACGGACAGCAACUCCAGCUGACAGAGGCAAACAUCAGACUAAUUAACUUUAAAACUAAAUUUCAAAAUACACUAAAAAGAUGUGAGCCGGAGAAAUAAUACUGUUUCUAAUGUGGAGAAACGUCUGCAUUAUUCCAUAUGUUCAUUUUUACCCUAAGUCCUGUUUCAGUGGACUGUUCAUGGGGGGGUGUCUGCACAAUGUCACCAACUGCUGAUUGAAAUUAACACAACCGACCACACUCUGAGUGUUUGGUAAUGAUCAUGACAGAUGUAAACGCAUUUCAACAUUUAAGAAUUUCGCUACUGUUUAAUAUCCUUGUUACUAAAGCUAAGGCUAAGUUCACUACCGCAGAACGUGAAUGCUGCGUUUGUAUCUGUCAUGACGAGUGCCAAACACUUGUAGAGUGCAGUAGAUGGUGCUGGCCAGUAGACGGCGAUAUUCUGCAAGAAAUAAAAUAAAAGGUGGAAACAGCUUAUUUGGUCGAUAUUUAAAAAUGCAAAUAUAGGUGUGUUUGAUUGUGUCAAAAAUUAUAAUCACAAUUAUAUUGGUUUAUAUUGAAAUGACAAAUAUUCAAAACAAUUAUUCAUUGGUUUAAGGGAUUUUCUCAUGUUGAACUUUAAAAUGUAUUGUACAAAAACAUUAAAAUAAAGUGACAAUAUAAA